AUGGCUUCAAUCACGCCUUCCGGUAAGACACCGGAGCAGGAGCAGGAGCCGAACCCGGAACCCGGCCGCUUCGCCUACGCAACCCUCAUCACCCGGGCAAGCUACCUCGCCGGCGUCAUAAUCCUGGCGCGCACCCUCCGGCAGCACAACUCCCAAUACCCUCUCAUAGUUCUAUACACCCCGGACUUAGCCCCCCACGCCCUCCGCGCCCUCCAGCUCGAGGCCUCGCGCAGCAAUACCAAUAUCAUCCUCCAGCCCUGCGCCUACCUCCUCCCGCCCGGCGACCUCAAGCCCCAGCUAAUAGCCGAGCGCUUCGAGGACACGUGGACGAAACUGCGCGUGUUCGAGCUGCACGACGUCCCGGGGCUCGGACACAAGCUCAACGCCGUCUGCUACCUCGAUGCCGACAUGGCUAUAUUCCAGAACUUGGACAUCAUCUUCACGCAGCCGGCGGCGGCGGCGGAACUCCCGCCCGGCGGGCUGGCCGCCAACCACUCCUGCGUGUGCAACCGCGACGGCGACCCCUGGGCGCCAUCCGACUGGCGACGCGAGAACUGCGCCUACACUCCCGUCUCCCACCCCGAGGCCCUAAUCACGCCGACACAGCCGCUGCCCGGGGGUCCCGCAACGCACCACCAACUCAACGGGGGCAUGUUCGUGUUCCAUCCCUCGGCCCAGCUGUGGGAGGACAUGAUGGCGUUCUUCUCAUCGUCGGCGCCGCUGCUGGCGACCUUCAAGUUCCCAGACCAGGACUUCCUGGCGCGCUUCUUUAGGGAAAGGUGGCGCGCGCUGGGGUGGCGGUUCAACGCGCUCAAGACGAUGCGGUACUGGCACGAGAACCUCUGGCGCGACGACGAGGUCGUGUGUCUGCAUUACAUCGUCGAUAAGCCGUGGACGAGGCGCGUGGGCGCGGAUGGCGUGGCCGGGUAUAAGGGCAGGGAUGGGGUGACGCAUCGCUGGUGGUGGGAGGCUUAUGAGGUCUGGGAGAGGGAAAGGAGCGCGGACGGUGAGGGUGGCCGGGAGAUUGUGCGGUUGGUGAGGAUGGGGGUUGCGGCACCGCUUGAUGCGCCUGAUGGCUGGGGUGAGGGAGGUUUGGAUCCGGGCCUGGCUGCGAUUGGGGGAGCUGUACAGGCGUUUGCGAACAACAGCGUGACGGAUGAGACAGAUAUACCGGCCAAGGCGAUUAAUCCACAAGCAAGAACAUAA
Molecule: messenger RNA, 1206 nt
Organism: Anthostomella pinea
Lineage: Eukaryota; Fungi; Ascomycota; Sordariomycetes; Xylariales; Xylariaceae
Source: the annotation of a GenBank genome assembly